AUGUCUUUAGACGCGACAUUAUUAAAGUAUAUUGAAGAAGAUGUAUGGAGAGUUUUGACAGCUGUUGAAUUAGGUCAACGUAAUCACGAACUUGUUGCAGGUGAGUUAAUUGCCUCAAUUGCAGGCCUUCGCGGUACAAUUCAUCAUGAUAUUGACUAUCUACUCAGACAUAAACUCAUUUCACAUCAAGGAAAACCAUACGAUGGUUACCAACUUACAAAACAAGGAUAUGAUUUUCUCGCACUUCACGCACUUGUCAAAAGAAAUACACUUUCGAAUAUUGGACCUCUCGUUGGUCAAGGUAAAGAAGCUGAUGUAUAUGUUGCUUAUGAUAAUGAAGGAAAGCCAGUAAUUAUCAAAUUCCAUCGUAUUGGUCGUGUCUCUUUCCGCAAAGCCAAAGAUACACGUGAAUAUCUAUCAGGUAAGCAUACAAGCAGUUGGCUUUACUUAUCACGUCUUUCUGCUCAACGUGAAUUUUUGAAUAUGCAAGGAUUAGCUCAUUUAGGCUUCCCAGUUCCACAAGCUAUUGACCACAACCGUCAUUGUGUUGUUAUGUCACAUAUUGAUGGCACACUCCUUAACAAUGUUCAAAAAUUAGAAGAUCCAGAAAAAGUAUUCAACGAAAUCAUUGAUACAACAGUUAAUCUUCUCAAGAUCGGUAUUGUUCAUGCCGAUUUAACUCAAUUUAACAUCAUCGUUAAAGAUGAUCUUUCUAUUUGCAUCAUCGACUUCCCACAAUGCCUUAGAUAUACAGAUCCUGAAGCCGAAGAGAAGUUUAACCACGAUCUCAACGAGCUUCGCGAAUUCUUCCAUAACAGAAUGGAUAUUACCGUUGAACAUCUCCCAACUUUCGCUGAGUUCAAAGAUGAUAUUGUCCCUGUUGACAUUAUCGGUAAAGGAAAGCCACAAGAAGAGGAAGAAGAUGAAAACGAAGACGAAGAUAAGAAGAUUAUGGCAAAAGUUUCUAAAGAAAACCGUAAGAAGAACAAACCUGUUAGAAGCAAAGAGUCUAAGUCAAUGAGCAGACUUAGACUUGAAGUUAAGAACUCAGUAUAG
This is a messenger RNA of Trichomonas vaginalis G3, 1056 nucleotides long. Its product is annotated as RIO family atypical protein kinase. Gene Ontology annotation, biological process: maturation of SSU-rRNA; protein phosphorylation. Gene Ontology annotation, cellular component: preribosome, small subunit precursor; cytosol; nucleus. NCBI's taxonomy places the organism in Eukaryota, Parabasalia, Trichomonadida, Trichomonadidae. The record is from RefSeq and is a predicted model, not a curated record. The transcript has a single exon. The coding region runs from base 1 to 1056 and encodes 351 amino acids. Gene Ontology annotation, molecular function: protein serine/threonine kinase activity; ATP binding.